This is a messenger RNA of Owenia fusiformis, 1137 nucleotides long. The record is from the annotation of a GenBank genome assembly. Lineage: Eukaryota; Metazoa; Annelida; Polychaeta; Sabellida; Oweniidae.
CUCCAGUCAAAAUAAAAAAGUAAAAACUUUCAAAUACACUUGUAAGAUUUUUCGACGAUUUUUCGACUUGUAGCGCCAAAUAUAAUGCAAAUACAUUUGCAAAAGUAGUAUCCUGUAGUAUUUGUUCAGAUUACGGAGAAUUUGUUGUUACUUAAGGACUAGAAAAAGAUGUGUGUAUCAUGAUAUACUCUCCAUAUGAUAUCUGAAAAGGGACUUCACAUAGAUAGUAGAAUGAAUAUACUGAAUAGCCAUUAGGCGCUCAACUACCUCAUCUUCCCAGUGACAAUGUCCAGGUUUAGUAGACUAUCUCUUCCAUCCAAGAAGUUCUUUGUGAAGCAGUUAACAGAAGCUGUAGAGCAACAGAAUGGUGCCUUAGAUGCUAAGGUCCAUCAAUGGAGUGUAAUUGCUCAUUCGAAACACAUUGAUUUCAGCAUUGUCUGGAUACAAGGGACUGUUAUAUCAGUUGACAGACCCAGGGACACAUUGAUUAUAGAUGAUGACACUGGCACAAUAGAAGUUGUAGGAUUAAGUAAACUUCCUCAGGGGUGCCCAACAAUUUCCAAGGGGAGCUACAUAAUGGUGAUUGGGGAGCUGAUCCAAAGUGGAAGAAAUGCCUCAAUUCAUGCAAUCAAGAUUCAAGAUAGAUGUCGGUCAAAGAAAGUUGAGAAUUCUUGGAUUCUAGAAGUCAUUGAUUCUCAACAGCUGACCUGAACUGUGUAAUGAUGAAAUUACUUUACUAAAGUACUAAAUUGAAAACUCCAGUUGACUUGAUUUUAACUGGGAUUGACCAGAGAAUGUAGCAUUUUGAAUUGAAUGUAAAAUGUCAAUGCCAUGCAAUGAGAUAGAGGAAUUUCAUACCUUCUGGUCCAAAAAAUCUUUGCAUCACCAUGCAAUGCUUAUAACUUUUGAUAAUGGACAAUUUCAUACUUUCAGGGUUUGAUGCCUGAAGAUGUGUGUAAAAGGGUAAUAUAUAUGGAUUACUGAAAAAACCACUAAAAUACUGUCUCACAAAAUGGAGAUUACAGACCAGUUAUAUUAUAUUGACAAUUGUAUAUAUUCAUUCAUGUAUAUGUAAUGUUAACAUUAUCAUACAAUUGUUUUAUGUACAGGUCAAAGAAAAUAAAUAUCAUGAGUAUC